Molecule: messenger RNA, 3789 nt
Organism: Castor canadensis (American beaver)
Lineage: Eukaryota; Metazoa; Chordata; Mammalia; Rodentia; Castoridae
Source: RefSeq, a predicted model, not a curated record
AGAAGAGGGAUCCGGAGGGGCAGAGGAGGAGACGCAGGGCAGGAAGGAGGAGGAGAGAGGACCGCACUCGCGCGGCAGCAUCCACAGGCCAGAGGGGACGGUGCUUCCUCCGCCGCUCCUCGGAUGGUGACGGGGCUCCACCGAGGCCGCAGCCCCCCCGAGCCCCGGCUCCGUAGGCCCGCAGCGCCGGAGCCCCGCAGGAAUCAUGCCCAGGUCCUUCCUGGUUAAGAAGGUCAAACUUGACACAUUCUCUUCGGCAGACCUCGACAGCUCCUACGGGCGGGCCCGCAGCGAUCUCGGAGUGCGACUGCACGAUAAAGGAUACCUCAGCGACUACGUGGGGCCAGCGUCGGUAUACGAUGGCGACGCGGAGGCGGCCUUGCUCAAAGGGCCGUCCCCGGAGCCCAUGUAUGCUGCGGCUGUGCGGGGUGAGCUGGGACCGGCGGCCUCGGGCUCGGCGCCGCCGCCCACCCCUCGCCCGGAGCUGGCCACAGCCGCCGGCGGCUACAUCAACGGCGACGCGGCAGUCAGCGAGGGCUACGCGGCCGACGCCUUCUUCAUCACCGACGGGCGCUCGCGCCGUAAGGCUGCCAACGCCAGUGCUGCCGCUGCGUCCUCCACGGCCUCAGCAGCUGCCCCCGACGACAACGACGCUGGAGGCGGGGGCGGGCCGGGCACGCGAGGCUCGGGAUCCGGGGGCCGGGGCGGCACGCGCGCGGGGGCGGGCACCGAGGCGCGUGCGGGAUCCGGGGCCGCGGGUUCUGGUGGCCGACACGCGUGUGGCGAGUGCGGCAAGACAUACGCCACGUCGUCGAACCUGAGCCGCCACAAGCAGACGCACCGCAGCUUGGACAGCCAGCUGGCGCGGCGCUGCCCGACGUGUGGCAAGGUGUAUGUGUCCAUGCCGGCCAUGGCCAUGCACCUGCUCACGCACGACCUGCGCCACAAGUGCGGCGUUUGCGGCAAGGCCUUCUCGCGGCCUUGGCUGCUGCAGGGCCACAUGCGCUCUCACACCGGCGAGAAACCCUUCGGCUGCGCGCAUUGCGGCAAGGCUUUCGCCGACCGCUCCAAUCUGCGCGCGCACAUGCAGACGCACUCAGCCUUCAAGCACUUUCAGUGCAAGCGCUGCAAGAAGAGCUUCGCUCUCAAGUCUUAUCUCAACAAGCACUACGAGUCGGCCUGCUUCAAGGGCGGCGCCGGCGGUCCGGCGGCCCCCGCUCCGCCUCAGCUCAGCCCUGUUCAGGCCUAGGGCGGCGGGGCCUCCGCCCGCCAGGUCGGCUCUCAGCAAUACGGGCCCCCAGGGAAGUCUCCGCUGGCGUCCGGGCGGAGGGGCUGGAGGGCGGGCCCCUCCUCACAGCAAUAGGGGGAGGGAGCCCGCCCCGUCCCGCUCCGCCGGGGGGCCUUGCCAGCCCCUUCAAGCAAUAGGGUCCCGAGGGGAGACCCACCCCGAAAACCCCUCCCCUCUCCUCCAGGGUGCCCCAGGCUUUCUCCCAGCAAUAGGGUCGACCCGACCCAGAACCGAACCUCAUCUUUUAGUUGAGUCUCUGAAGACAGGGGUGAGGUGAGGUAAGGAGCGCCCUCCUCCCUCCUCUGUGCCCCUGGAUCGCGUUGCAAGAGACUCAGGUCUUCCCUACCCCUUCCUAAGCCUUCCAGGCCGGGUCUUCAGCCCAGACGUCCAGGGAGUCCCUCCCGGGCCGGAGGCCAGGAAAGGAGUAGGAGAGGGGACGGGCCGCUGAAGCGUCCUGUCCCACAGGCUUCGCGGAACUCCCGGGAGUGUUAGACGCUUUGGGGAUCGGGGAGGGGGACGGACGGCGGCACCCUCUCCCUCGGGUUCUUUCUGGGGCCUCAGUCCGAGCCGCCCUCCUACCCUCGCCUCGCAUCCUCUGCCAAAUCCGAAUUCUUCCAGCCCAGCUUCCCGGGCUCUGUCCUCCAUAACGAAUAAUAAUGACGCAUAUCGAAUCGCAUGGACUUAUCCGACCUACUCAGACCCCCUCCCGCCCUGCCCCGGGGCCCCCUCCCUCGUACCCCGGGCUUUCGGUGUUGGAGGACGACGGAUACCCGGGCCCGGCAGGCUGGCGUGCCACUUCCCUCCACACACCUCUGUAUUCGCUUUGCGGGUAAAGCCCCCUGGGGGGGGGUUGCGGACGCGUCGGGUUCCUUUCUUUCUGUAUUUAUACGUUUUAUUUAUGAACGGAUUGCACUCGGGUCAGAGAGGGGCGCCGAACCCUCCAUCCUUCCCGCCGACGCCGGGGUUUGGGAUGUCAAGGAUCACUUCCUCCGCCCCUGGGCCCCGCCCCCAGCUGGAGGACAGCCCCUCCCCCGAGGUCCCGCCCCCACUCGGUUGCCAACUUUUGCCCGUCUAUGCCAAAGCCUCGGCGGCGACCCCGCCCCAAGGGCCCGCCCCAUUGGCCGCCGCCUUUGUGACGUCACUCACUGCAUGCAGCCCCACCCCUUCUCCCAACCCUUCCCGGGGCUGCCCGCUCCCCUUCCUCUUAGUUAGUCCAAUGCCGACUAUAGAGCAAUAAUGCGCACUGCAUGCGAAGCUGCCGCAGCCUCUAGAGUUACUGAGAAUCAGGUAUCCCCCCGCCCUACCCACCCCAUAGGCCCCUAGAUCAGGGAUGCUGCGCGGGGCCGGCCGCGCAGAUUUUCUUUUCCCCUCCCCCCCUCACCCUACGGCAGAGCCCGGCGGGCGUCUUGGUUCCUGGGGCGGGGGUGGAGUGGUUGCACCCAAGACCUCUCCGUCAGUCGCCCAUCACUCACCAAUUAUUGGGCAUCUACUAUGUGCCAGGCCUGCUGCUGAGUACUCCAGAGACGCGGCGACCAUUGGGGAGGUGCGUGUCCGCGACUGGAGUCCAGCAGGCUUGGGUGGGCCAGCAAGGGGCGCAGAUGCAGAACGCCGGGACUCUGUACCCAGAUGGCCCCUCCUCCCCAUCUCAGUCCAGUUCCGUGCUGGGCGCAAUUGAGCUCUGCCUUUGACUUGGGCCUUGCAUUUCCAGCCCAGGCGGGACAGAUCCAGGGUUUCAGGACCCAUUUCUAUCAGGGCCGCCCUCACAGGCACCCAGUCCUUUGAUUCCCUGACAAAUGCAGUUCUGCUGUGUUCAGCCAAAGUGCAACAGGCUGGAGUAUAUGAUGUGACCAGCCUCCUCCCCAGCACUAAGCUUGGCUGCCUCCCAGGGCGGACCCGCGGGCUCAGCGUAGCAGUGCUCACUACCAACCACCCCCACCACCAGGAGUGGUGCCCGCACAGUUUUCAGCUGGGGCCUGCCCGCCUGUGCCGCAUGCACAAGCACACACAGGCACCCUUUUCCCACCCCACUCCGCACUCCUGUCUACCUACCUGUGGAGAAGGCCGGAGGGCAGUGGGCCCGCCAGGAUCUCCCGCUUCUGCCCCACACCCUGCCGCCGUGGAAAGCCAUGGGCCCCUUCCCGCCCCCAUAACUAAGCAGCACAAUAACCGACUUAGAGAAUUCAGGUAGAAGGAACGUUUAGGUAGCACCUAUUUUGUACUGAUUCUACAAGUAGGGCCCGAGGUGCGGGGCCCUCGGGUGGGGGCUGUGGCUGCCGGCCCGCCCCGCCCCCACCCCCGCCUGUGCCCCGCCGCCUUGUAUAUAUUCCCGCCCGGAACAGGCCGGGAUUUUUACUCGGGCCGCGCCCCUCUUCCGCCCCCGUUUGGGGCCGGGCCGGCUGGACAGACGGACGGACGGACAGACCUCCUUCCUAAGCACAAUAGCACCAGCUCCCCGGAGCGCCGCACCUCCACGAGGAGAAUAAAUGCCACUCUUGAUAGAA